ACAGACAGAAUAAUACUACGCGGAAGUUCAUUACCAUUGGUGGUCACACUACUCAGACACACUGGUGGUGGUUGGUCAGAACCCAGAAAGCCUCAAGCAUUACAGAGUAAACAACCGUGUUGUUUGUAAUGGCAUGGCCUUCCCCUCAUCCUCGAUCCAAAACUUUGCAGCUUCCCUUACCCUUCUCUCCAUUCUUCUUUUCUUCCUAUUUUUCCCUCACCCCUUCAAUAACCAACCCCACCCAACCUCAAUAAUCCCCCAUAGAUCCCUCCUCAACCAAUCAUCUCCUUCCUGCUCUUCCAUCCUCCAAAUCCCACCUCAUCGACGCUGUUCUUUCUCCAUCUCACACUGCGGUGGAGACUCCAAUGGCCUCUUCAACUAUUCUUCUCUCCACUUUUGCGUUUUCGGAGAGAAUCGGUUUCUUUCAAUCCCCUGUCUCGCUCUCAUUCUUCUCCUCCAGUUCUAUAUCCUUGUCAAGACGGCGCAGGAUCGAUUCUCCAUCGUCGUUACAAAGCUAGCCACCCUUCUAAAUCUCUCUCCUAGCAUGGGCGCAGUGACCCUUCUUGCUCUUGGCAAUGGUGCGCCUGAUGUGUUCGCAUCGGUUGCUGCCGUUCGCGGCGGCCACCCACGGACGGGUUUCGGUGCAAUUCUCUCGGCGGGUACUUUCGUUUCGGCCUUUGUUGUUGGUUUUGUUGCAAUUUAUGCUGCUCCCUUCUCCGUCGAUCCAGCUCCAUUUGUGAGGGAUGUUUUCUUCUAUUUGAUUGCGGCACUUUGGUUGUUCUCUGUGUAUUUGAGUGCGGAGAUAUUUCUUUGGCAGGCAAUUGGGUUUGUUGGGUUUUAUAUUUUUUUCGUGGGGUUCGUGUUUUGGAUGGAUGUGGGGAUCGAAAGAGGGAGGAAGGGGGAUGAAGCUGAGAUGAGCUUAGUUGGGGAGGUUCAGAAGGGUCUGAUAAGGUCAGAUUGCGAGUAUGGAGAAGUGAUGUUGAAUGUGGAGAGAGAAAAGCCGAGUUUGGGACUUCUAGGAGCUCUUGGAAAGAUAUCAAGAGUAUGGGAAGUUCCAGUUUCAAUUCUUCUCAAGCUCACAAUUCCACAGACAGCACCUUCUGAGUGGAGCAGAUUCUACCUCUCGGCCAACAUAGCAUUGUGCCCCUUAGCCCUUCUAUACACAUGCAGCUCAAUCAUCCCGUUGGACUACARAAUUGUAUUUCUCCUUCCACAGACCCACUUUCCUCUAUGGUUGAUUGUACUCGUUGCAAGCUCCUCUCUUGCAGUAUUGCACUAUGUAAUAGAAAAGGAACCUCCAGAAACUGAGCAGAUGCCCGUAGUACUUGUAGCAUUCAUGAUGAGCGUGUUUUGGAUAUCCACUGUUGCAGGAGAACUUCUGGACUGUCUAGCAGCAGUGGGGGCUAUUCUUGAGUUACCUCCUGCGCUUCUUGGGCUGACAGUACUUGCUUGGGGCAACUCAGUGGGAGACCUUGUUGCAGACGUUGCUGUUGCCAAGGCAGGACAGCCUGCAAUGGCAAUGGCAGGAUGCUUCGCUGGGCCUAUGUUCAACAUGCUAGUUGGGUUGGGUACAGCAUUAGUGAUGCAAACAGCAGAUGUGUAUCCACUGGCAUAUGAGCUCCGGUUUCACAUCAGUAUUGUGGUUGCCUUUGUGUUCUUGUUGUCCAGUCUGAUGGGGUCUCUGUUGGUAGUUACUUGGUUUAGAUUCCGGGUGCCAAGAUUCUGGGGGUUCUGCUUAAUCGGCCUCUACAGUCUCUUUAUAAUGGUUAGCUUAGUGAUUGCCAAGUUUUCGGAGUAAGGGAGAGGGACCAACCUCUGGAGGGGGAUUUCUGACCCACAGGUAAAUAAUUUGCGACAUACGUAUAUUUGUUAUUCCUUUGCCAUUAUUUUAACCAAAAUAUUUGUUCUGUAUUAAAUCAAACCUAAAUGAAUUCAUUCAUUCAGCUGA
Nelumbo nucifera (sacred lotus) is the source of this 1948-nucleotide messenger RNA. It is a transcript of the gene CAX11, whose product is annotated as cation exchanger 11. Gene Ontology annotation, biological process: transmembrane transport; monoatomic cation transport. NCBI's taxonomy places the organism in Eukaryota, Viridiplantae, Streptophyta, Magnoliopsida, Proteales, Nelumbonaceae. The record is from RefSeq and is a predicted model, not a curated record. Gene Ontology annotation, molecular function: monoatomic cation transmembrane transporter activity. Gene Ontology annotation, cellular component: membrane.